UUUCUUACAUGUUGGUGUCUGGUUUUUCCUUUUCUGAUUCAAUGUUUCGAGUUCAAUCGUUUUCGGUUUUGCAGCAUGAUGGUUUGUUGGCCUUACUUCGAUCCCGAAUUCGAAAAUCUCCCUGACCGGAUCUUUGGUCCCCCAUGUAGGGUUUGCAUUGACAAUGACAGCAUGGAGGAAUGCACAGAUAUUAAGGUAGAUAGCGUGAACAAGCAAGGGAUCCUCCUAGAAGUGGUGCAGGUGUUGACGAACAUUAAUCUUAUCAUCUUGAAAAGCUACAUUUCCUCUGACGCUGGAUGGUUCAUGGAUGUAUUCCAUGUUAAAGAUGAGCACGGCAACAAAAUUAGAGAUCAGAAUGUAAUUAACUAUAUCCACCAGGCCAUAGGUACAGUCAGAGAGAUCGAAAACACAGUCAGGGCCUGUCGCCAUGACAUUUCGAAUAACUCCGACCAACUAAGCGAGCACACCGCUAUAGAAAUCAGAGGAACGGAUCGACCGGGUCUGUUUUCGGAGAUAUCCGCAGCCUUAGUUGAUCUGCACUGUAACAUUAUAGAAGCACACGCAUGGAGCCACAAUUCUCGUUUGGCUUGCGUGGCCUACAUUUCCGAUCAAUCCACCGACACCCCAAUCGACGAACCCCACCGCCUCGCCAUCAUAGAGGACCACCUCACCACCGUGCUACGGGCCAAUACUACACCUACCCCAACCGGGUCAUCCGAGCCGGCCAGCCCGCAGGAAGUGAAGACGGCUGAGUUAGGUGAAGGCACCAAUAUGACUGAUGUGGAACGUAGGCUGCAUCAGCUUAUGCUAUCAGUAGGGGAUUUCCAUCGGCCAGCGUUCGAGCCAAUAGCGCUACUGCCGCCACCGAGACCGAACGGCGAUGAGGACGGAAGAAAAGCGAUAGUAUCGGUCGAGAACUGCGAUGAAAAAUGGUACUCCAUCGUCAGCAUACAAUGUAAAGAUAGACCAAGGCUCAUGUUUGAUACUGUGUGCACCAUCACUGAUAUGCAGUACGUAAUUUUCCACGCAUCAAUCAGUUCCCACCAUGGUAGAGCAUUCCAGGAAUAUUUCAUAAGACACGUAGAUGGAUACGCAUUGAGUUCGGAAACCGAGAAGGAAAAUGUCGUAAAAUGCUUGGAAGCAGCCAUAGAGCGACGUGUCUGCGAGGGGAUCCGACUAGAAUUGAGUGCAGAGAAUCGGAUCGGGUUGCUGUCGGAUAUAACUCGAGUUCUGAGGGAGAAUGGGCUGAGCGUCGUUAGAGCGGAUGUGAAAACACAGGGAGAGAGGGCGGUGAAUGCUUUCUACUUGAAAGACAUUCUGGGGAACGAAGUCGGCAAGGAUUACGUGGAGUCGGUGAAGAAAGAGAUGGACGACGUUAUAUAUUUUGAAGUGAAAGACGGUGGUAAUAACAACAGUGGCGAUGACGGUCAGUGCCAGUCAAGUUCGUCGGGAUUAUUUUCUCUUGGAGAUGCUCUUAAGUGUCAAAUCCAACGCAUUUCUCAUAAUUUCAUGCCCAUCAAUUAACUAGUGAUGUCGAUGUAAAUAAAUCACUUGGGAAGGAGUAUGAUUGUAAUUAAAUAAAAAGACAUGGCUCCACUGUGAAUAAGU
This is a messenger RNA of Hibiscus syriacus, 1608 nucleotides long. RefSeq names its product ACT domain-containing protein ACR2. Bases 76 to 1524 code for a protein of 482 amino acids. NCBI's taxonomy places the organism in Eukaryota, Viridiplantae, Streptophyta, Magnoliopsida, Malvales, Malvaceae. The record is from RefSeq and is a predicted model, not a curated record. The transcript is spliced from 7 exons.